This is a messenger RNA of Pararge aegeria (speckled wood butterfly), 476 nucleotides long. RefSeq lists its product as uncharacterized. The transcript is spliced from 3 exons. NCBI's taxonomy places the organism in Eukaryota, Metazoa, Arthropoda, Insecta, Lepidoptera, Nymphalidae. Bases 20 to 355 code for a protein of 111 amino acids. The record is from RefSeq and is a predicted model, not a curated record.
CCAAGCUGUACACAUCAUAAUGUUAAACAAAUACAUCGCAUUUGUGAUCAUACUGGCUCUACCUACGGCUUGGACUACACCUCUGUCUGUGAUACAACCUGAUCACCCGCCACUCGCUGCUGAGCUAGGCUCGCGGGUGGUAGCGCGCGCGUCGCGCUUGAUGCAGGACACUGGCGACCCACGGCUCCCGUUCCCCAGUCUUCAGGAGCUCGCUGCCAUCAAGAAGGUCGCGGAGACACUCAUCAUGCUGGGACAAGAGGUAAUCCCCUCAAUCAUCGGAGAAAUGCCCAUGGGUGGCAUGGGGUCCACUUCUUCGUCCAUAGACGUGCCCAACGACGCUGUCAGUAGCAAUUAAUGGAUAGCAUCGUAAUAACUACCACAAUCCCGAUUAUGUAUUAAAAGGGCUUAAGUAACAAGAACAGAUUAGAAAAGCGACUUUCGUACAUAUUAUUCAAAUAAAUGCAAUUCUGAAUAAU